Molecule: messenger RNA, 5145 nt
Organism: Candoia aspera
Lineage: Eukaryota; Metazoa; Chordata; Lepidosauria; Squamata; Candoiidae
Gene: SLC6A9
Product: solute carrier family 6 member 9
Exons: 14
Coding region: 348-2255 (635 amino acids)
Biological process (GO): synaptic transmission, glycinergic; glycine import across plasma membrane; neurotransmitter transport
Cellular component (GO): plasma membrane
Molecular function (GO): glycine:sodium symporter activity
Source: RefSeq, a predicted model, not a curated record
GCGACCAAAACUUUCACUGAAGUCGGUGGCGCCGAACCCACAGCGGAGAGUGGGAAUCGGGGUGGACCGGCGCGUGUGCCGCCGCUUCCUCCGGACGCGGACAGGGUUUGGGAAGGGAAUAGCGAGAGCUGCUGGCAGCGUGGUCUGAUGCAACUCUCUCUCUGAGCGGAUCCACCUUGACAGCGCGCCUGGAGAGCCCGCGCGAGGCACAAGCAGCAUGGCGAGGCUUGCUGCCGCCUUGGUCUAAUUUGUCCUGCCAUAUGAUUUGAGGUCUCUGCUUAUCCUGGAAGUGUAGCCAGCAAGACGGGAUAGCAGGCAAGUGGGUGCCCACAUCUUGGCCCAGAACCAUGGCAGAAAAAUGCAGUGAGGGGUUACUGAAUGGGGCUGUGCCUGGUGAAACAGGUAAGCGAGAUGAGAACAUCAAACGAGGCAACUGGGGCAACCAGAUUGAGUUUGUUCUCACAAGUGUUGGCUAUGCUGUUGGGCUUGGCAACGUGUGGCGCUUCCCUUACCUCUGCUACCGCAAUGGAGGAGGUGCUUUCAUGUUCCCCUAUUUCAUCAUGUUGGUGUUCUGUGGGAUCCCCCUGUUCUUCAUGGAACUCUCUUUUGGACAAUUUGCCAGCCAGGGCUGCCUGGGCGUCUGGAAGGUUAGCCCCAUGUUCAAAGGUGUUGGCUAUGGUAUGAUGGUUGUGUCCAGCUACAUUGGAAUCUAUUACAAUGUUGUGAUCUCUAUCGCCUUCUAUUAUUUCUUCUCAUCAAUGACACGGGUGCUACCCUGGACAUACUGUCACAACUUUUGGAAUACAGGGAAUUGCACCAGUGUGUUGGAUGUUGCCAACAGCUCAGCGGGUUCAUCGCUCAACUUCACACAGAUCUUCAAUCAGACACUGAAGCGCACUAGCCCCAGUGAGGAAUACUGGAGGCGGUAUGUAUUGAAGCUGUCUGAUGACAUUGGGAAUCUGGGUGAGGUGCGACUUCCCCUGCUGGGUUGUUUAGGUGUCUCUUGGAUUGUUGUCUUCCUCUGCCUCAUCAAGAGUGUGAAGUCCUCAGGAAAAGUGGUGUAUUUCACAGCAACAUUCCCAUAUGUGGUGCUGACAAUCUUAUUUGUGCGGGGAAUCACUCUUGAAGGUUCAGUUACUGGCAUCAUGUACUAUCUGACACCACAGUGGGACAAAAUCCUUGAUGCAAAGGUAUGGGGAGAUGCUGCCUCCCAGAUCUUCUAUUCAUUGGGCUGUGCCUGGGGUGGGCUUAUCACCAUGGCAUCAUAUAACAAGUUUCACAACAACUGCUACAGGGACAGCAUCAUCAUCAGCAUCACCAACUGUGCUACUAGCGUCUACGCAGGUUUCGUCAUCUUCUCUAUCCUCGGCUUCAUGGCUCAUCACCUGGGAGUGGAUGUUUCCAAGGUGGCCGACCACGGCCCUGGCUUGGCCUUUGUGGCCUAUCCUGAGGCACUGACACUCCUCCCCAUUUCCCCUCUUUGGUCUGUUCUCUUCUUUUUCAUGCUCAUCCUGCUGGGGCUGGGUACACAGUUCUGUCUCCUGGAGACUCUUGUCACAGCCAUUGUGGAUGAAGUGGGAAAUGAAUGGAUAUUCCGUCGGAAGACUUUUGUGACUCUAGGUGUGGCUGUGGUGGGCUUUCUGCUAGGUAUCCCACUCACCACACAGGCUGGUAUUUAUUGGUUAUCGUUGAUGGACAAUUACGCAGCAAGUUUCUCACUUGUGGUUAUUUCAUGCAUCAUGUGCGUUGCCAUUAUGUAUGUCUAUGGGUACCGGAACUAUUUCAAGGACAUUGAGAUGAUGCUGGGUUUUCCACCACCCAUCUUCUUCCAGAUCUGUUGGAGGUUCAUCUCUCCAGUUAUCAUCUUUUUUAUCCUCAUAUUCACAGUGAUUCAGUAUGAACCAAUCUCAUACAACACAUAUGUGUACCCGACCUGGGCCAUUGCCAUUGGUUUCUGUAUGGCACUUUCAUCGGUCAUCUGCAUCCCCAUCUAUGCAGUGUACUACCUUUUGCGAUCAGAAGGAGACUCACUACUGCAGCGUUUGAAAAAUGCCACUCGGCCAAGCCGGGAGUGGGGCCCAGCUCUUGUUGAGCACCAGACAGGCCGCUACGCAACAGCAUUCAGCUCAACAGAAUCCCAACUGGAGGUGCAGCUGCUGAACCCCGAGAAACCCAGGAGUGAUGAGGCUGGCAUGAUGGUUGCCAUCACCAUUGGAAGCAAUGGCUCAACCCACAGCCAAGAUUCCAUGAUGUGAACCUUAGCCUGGGAGGCAGGGCAGGGAGCGCUCCUUGCACCAAUCCAUUCCCACCUGUCCUGGUCCUCUAAACCCUACUCUGCUCAGAUAUACUAAAGUACCCCCACUGGGUGGGGGAGCCCUGGCUCCCAGGCUGUGCUGGACUCUGGGGGAGGGGCUGUCAGUUCCAUCCCACCCACCUCAUUAGUGUCCCUGUGCCAUCUUGUAACCCUUAUGUUUACAAGUAAUGCUCAGAUGGCCCCAGUUCACAGCCAGGAUCAGAGACAGAGACAGUGUGCACUGGCUGACUAGGUGGGAGUUCCUUGAGAGGUACCAGGAAGAAAGUUGGUUAAUGUCUUAGAAACUUAGUAAUCCCUUCAGGAUGGUUUCUGGCAACUACUCCUGGGCCCAGUGGGUCUAGACACUAUUGAGGAUGAUAUGGCCCUCAAUGCCCUGGAUCAGGGCCAUUUGCCUGGCCCCACAAGGAAAAAUGGGAAUGCUGGGGGUUGGUAGUGGUUUCAAAUGUGAGCUGACAUUCUAGGCAAAGUUCAGUCUAAAGCUAGACAACCUUCAGCUAGGAUACUGCCUUUGUGAGUACUCUUGCACACAUGCAUGGAAGAUUGCACACUACCCACCAAUAUCUAUACCUUCCCAGCUUCCCCACUUGUCAUGUAUUUAGGAAAAGUGGGGUAGCUUCUCCAGGACUGUAAAUAUAAAGUUCCAAUGAUGGUUCCCAAGAGCUUAAGAAAAUUCCAGAAGUCUCUCGAAAUUGGUAGGGAGGAUCUAGCCUUAUUUGCCUAACUGUCCAGAAUUCCUCUUUCUCUUGCACACACACAUAUAUCCUUGUGCAUAGCUAAUACAGACACUAUGUGACUAAGAUUCAAAUCUAAGAAAGUCCAAAACUUGUGGGCAACUUGCAUAAGCUGCUUCCACACUGUAUACAGGUUGUGGAGUGAAUAUUGAACUGAAUUAUGCAGGAGCUUGUACUUGAGUUCUGGGGAAUUGACCUUCUGAAAUCAUUGUGUAUUCUCUUCCCCUACAGAGGAGCAAAUGAAUUUGAAUAGGGUCCCUCUACUUGCAAGGGACCCUUGGGACCUAGCCCUGCCCCAGUCUCUAGGGAAAGGAGCAGAGCCAACCAUGGUGCUAAGAGUCGAUGAUGUGCCAAGACCAGCCCUUGCAACUUGGGGGAAGCACAAAAGUCAGAAAGAACAACCUUCCCUAAAAGCUAUUUCUGGUUAGCCCUGGACCCUGGGUUGCCACUUCUCAUAGUAGUGGAUAGGGAAGUCUCUAUCCCCAUGCUGCAGACAUGAAGUUUGCCAGAAGCACGUAUCACAUGGCAGCAAGACCUCUUCAAAACAGAAACCAGGGCUCACACUGGCUCAUACGGGGAGGGGUAACUAAUAGUUGUGUCUUCCCACCUCAUUGCCCCUUAUUUCCGUUUCAGCAUUGCUGCCCGCACUUUAUCCUUAGCAAGGCCUAGGUGGAGGAGACAAGUGGUCCUAACGCCACUACCUUGCCCUUUGUCCUGUGGCAGCAAUAAUGCCAAGACACCAAUACCAAACUGUUUUUGUGGGGGGCACCCCUCAGCUCCCAGGCAUGCACAAUUGCUGCAGUGUAGCUACAAUGCGAACAGCAAGGGCACAUCUGGUUCCUACCCACAGGGUAACUGCCCCAGCCAGUGGCAUGGGCACAAUGGCCAGUGUUUAAGUGCCAAAUGUCUGCAUCUUGUGCAGAUGAUGGGGGGACAGGUGGUUUUGUGCCAUGAUGGCAUUUUUACCUUAAGCCAUCAGCAUCCAAUCCUUCCCCUCCUCUGUACUGAAAAUGCACUAUUUAAUGCAUCAUGUCUGUCCCUCUCUCCUGUAGAGUGUGGCAACUGCCACUGCCACCUCUCAUUGUUCAUAGCAAUAAUUGUGAUGAGUCUCCCAUACUGUGACUCUCCCAGUUGUAGAUUGUUAAAGUCUCAUAGAUUUUAAUGAAAUUUAUAUUCCUGAACUCAGGAUGUACAGUUCUUUUUGUGGGGAUUGGAAGGGUGAUUUGAGGAGCCAUACCUUCUCUGUAAUGCUAAAUUGACUUAUUGUAUGGGGGGGAGGGGGAGGAGGAGGAAUCCCUGAGGCACUACUGCACUCCAAGGAGACUUAUCUGUAUAGGAGAAGGGAUACUUAGCAUGGUCUUGUUACUUCCUUUGGAAUCCAUGAAUUUGAACAUCAGAAUGAGCAAAGACAACCGUAGCCAACUUUAAGCCCAUUUCAGGCACAGAGAACAGCAGCAUAAGGUUUCAAUGGGCACUGUUGCCUCAGAGCAGACAGUGAGGUGUCAAGAGGGAGAGGAAGUUCUUUUUUUUCCCUAGCUUGGUCCUUUACAGUGCAACAAUCUCGCACGGGGACAAAAGCGAGUCAGUGGGCAAGGGCCUGUAGGAGGCAUGGGAAGAAAAGCAGGUUCCAGCACUGGUGCUACUGCCCUAUAAACUGAGGCAAUUGGAUGUCCCAGCGUUCUAGGCAGCUUAGUGUCACUGUCCUUCCUUCCCUGGUUGGACUCCUCGCUAUUUUGAUGCAUCCGUCCCAAAGGGGGUUUUGUGGAAUGGCUCUGCCAGGAUGAUGGCUGGUAGCAGAAUAGAGAAGUCUGAUCUCCGGGAUCUGGUGAAGGAGUCCCCUUAGAAGCAGGACUGAUCUGUCCAAAGCUUGGCCCUUUUACUGAGCUGCUUGAAUGGCUGUGAAACAAAGAGAAGGAGUUGUGCGAUACAAAAGGUUUUAUUUCAACAUCUUUCCAUCAAAAGUAACAAAAAUGCAGAAAUCUUAGUCAUUGCAGAAGAACUUAUGGAUCUCCAAACUCCAAUGAAAUGGACUGAAUAACCUCCAAAAAUGUUACUCCAGAAUUCUGGAGAUAGAGUGAUAAUAAAUCAAGCCUCAAUUAA